Molecule: messenger RNA, 359 nt
Organism: Drosophila mojavensis
Lineage: Eukaryota; Metazoa; Arthropoda; Insecta; Diptera; Drosophilidae
Product: metallothionein-4
Exons: 2
Coding region: 89-223 (44 amino acids)
Molecular function (GO): metal ion binding
Source: RefSeq, a predicted model, not a curated record
CCAGCGACAGCGAGCCGAGUCAACAAAGUCAGAGAGAACAUCGUGUCGAACACACACUUGUAAACAGAGAGAUAUAAACAAACAGAAAAUGGGUUGCAAAGCGUGUGAGACCAACUGCCAGUGCUCGGCCAUCAAGUGCGGCGACAGCUGCCCCUGCAGCCAGCAAUGCAAAUGCGCCUGCAAGAACGGACCCAAGGACAAGUGCUGCUCCAACAAAAAUUGAUAACAGACUAUAAAUAGAUAUAUAGAUAUAAACAUAGUACAUAAUAAAUAUCAUAUUAUGUAUAUAUCUACCAAUACUGAUUCAUCGAUGCACACCAAUUGACUACGGACAAUAAAAAAUACUAUCUCAAUUUUAA